AAUAGAGUAAGAACCAUCCUAUGCAAACAAUACUGAAACAGUGAAACUGUUCCUACAAGGAAUCGAGGAAUGCUCUUGAAUUCAGUCUCUUUUCUUCUCGUUUCCAUUGCUGCCAGUUGUACCUUCUCUGUUGCUCUAUCUUCCUGCCUUAAUUCCUUAGUAUUGUGUCCAUUCAUGCCGGUAGAGUGAGCUGUCUGUGCCGUAAUACAGGGAAGACUGAAGUGCACGGCGGAAGAGGAAGAGAUGCUGGUGAUGGAGACAGCGUGGGGGGUCCUGCUGACGGUGACGGCUGCAGCUAUGGGGCUGGUGGCGGUGUGUGGAGGCUUGAGACGGCUGCACGAGUGGGUGCAGGAGGUCGGCCUUGGGGAGAAGCGCCGCCACCUGCCGCCGGGCGACAUGGGUUGGCCCAUCAUCGGUAACAUGUGGGCCUUCCUCCGCGCCUUCAAGUCCGGCCAACCUGAUUCCUUCAUCGCCUCCUUCGUCCGACGAUUUAAUGGCGUGGGUAUGUACAAGGGGUACAUGUUCGGCAGCCCCACGAUCAUGAUCCACACGCCGGAAGGCUGCAGGCACGUGCUGAUGGACGACGAGCACUUCAUCCCCGGUUGGCCGAAGUCGACUCGGCUGCUCAUGGGGGAGAAGUCCUUCGUCGGCAUCGUGCGCGAGGAGCACAAGCGGCUGCGGCGGCUCACCGCCGCUCCCAUCAAUGGGCACGAGGCACUCAACGACUACCUCCAGUUCAUCGAGCACACCGUCGUGUCCACCCUCGAGAGGUGGGCCGGGAUGGGCCAGAUCGAGUUCCUCACCGAGAUGAGACGGCUCACCUUCAGAAUCAUCAUGCAGAUCUUUCUGAGCUCCGGGAGCGAGGAUGUCAUACGAUCCCUGGAGAAGGUGUACACCGAUCUCAACUAUGGGGUGAGAGCCAUGGCUAUCAAUCUCCCAGGGUUUGCCUUCCACAGAGCCCUUAAGGCCCGAAAAAGUUUGGUUGCAACUCUUCAAAGUGUGGUUGAUGAAAGAAGAGCAAUGAAAGCAAGAAAUCUAUCUCCAGCAAAGAAGGACAUGAUGGAUAAUCUAAUAGAUGUCGAAGAUGAAAAUGGUAGGAGAUUGAACGAUGAAGAGAUAAUUGAUAUCCUGAUCAUGUACCUCAAUGCUGGCCAUGAAUCUUCUGGCCACAUCACCAUGUGGGCUACUGUCUUUCUUCAGGAGAACCCAGACAUCUUUGAGAAAGCCAAGGCAGAGCAAGAGGAAAUCAGAAGAAGCAUGCCACCUGCACAGAAGGGGCUAACACUCACUGAAGUGAGGAAGAUGAAGUAUCUUUCAAAGGUUACCGAUGAGACGUUGCGCAUGGUUAACAUAUCAUUUGUUACUUUUCGUCAAGCAACCAAAGAUGUUUAUCUCAAUGGCUAUCUGAUACCCAAGGAUUGGAAAGUUCAGCUAUGGUUCAGAAAUGUUCACUUGGAUCCUCAAGUAUACACCGAUCCUAAGAAGUUCGACCCCUCUAGAUGGGAUGAUUUCACACCCAAAGCUGGAACAUUUCUUCCCUUUGGAGGAGGCAGUAGGUUAUGCCCGGGAAAUGAGUUAGCCAAGCUAGAGAUUGCUGUCUUCCUGCACCAUUUUCUCCUCGGCUAUGAGCUUAAGAGACUAAAUCCGAAGUGUCCUAUCAGAUACUUGCCUCAUCCUCGGCCUACCGACAAUUGCAUGGCAAAAAUCACAAAGCUCUCUGCAAUAUCCAUGUAAAAAGAGCAAAGCAAAACUCUAAAUUACCGAAUAUUCUCUCAAUCAGAACAUAAGAUUCAAAGCAGCUAAUCAUCCCUAUAUUCAAUAAGCUUCAUAAACAAAUGCAGAACAUUCUAUUCGAAUAUGACAUUCCUUUUGUGUAUGCAUUUAGAAGUACUGGUUGAGUAAGUGAC
Messenger RNA from Musa acuminata AAA Group (dessert banana), 1907 nucleotides. Its product is annotated as ent-kaurenoic acid oxidase 1. The transcript is spliced from 8 exons. Gene Ontology annotation, molecular function: iron ion binding; heme binding; ent-kaurenoic acid monooxygenase activity. The coding region runs from base 244 to 1734 and encodes 496 amino acids. NCBI's taxonomy places the organism in Eukaryota, Viridiplantae, Streptophyta, Magnoliopsida, Zingiberales, Musaceae. Gene Ontology annotation, cellular component: endoplasmic reticulum. Gene Ontology annotation, biological process: sterol metabolic process. The record is from RefSeq and is a predicted model, not a curated record.